Messenger RNA from Megalops cyprinoides (Indo-Pacific tarpon), 2304 nucleotides. It is a transcript of the gene alkbh5, whose product is annotated as alkB homolog 5, RNA demethylase. Bases 828 to 1916 code for a protein of 362 amino acids. Gene Ontology annotation, biological process: mRNA export from nucleus; mRNA processing. Lineage: Eukaryota; Metazoa; Chordata; Actinopteri; Elopiformes; Megalopidae. Gene Ontology annotation, molecular function: oxidative RNA demethylase activity. The record is from RefSeq and is a predicted model, not a curated record. The transcript has 4 exons. Gene Ontology annotation, cellular component: nucleus.
CGGCAUCGAAAAACGAACGAAUUUGGAUGCGGUGGUGGAUGCACAGGAAAAGAUGGAAUAAGGUUUAAGUGAAUUCGGUUAGUGUAGGGAAAAUGUGGUAGUACAACUCCUGAGGCGUUUUAUAUUACUCUGGCGUUCUACAACGUUUCCUUCAGGUGUUGAGGAGUAGUUAGUUAUUGCUUUGAAGGAAUAAACGCACUGGUCCAAUUGAGCACGCGCGGAAUGGGGAGCAUGCGUGUUCUGACUGGGUUACACGAGUUUAUUUUUCUCUGCCUGUUUUUAUGUAGCUAACUAAUGCUAAUGGUGAAGUAGGUCCUUAUAGCCAGCGGGGUAGCGUAACUUGGUUGUAGAAGUAUAUAAAUUAAUUGCGUAAGUGGCACUGUCACUAUAGAUUACAUCAAUAACCUAUACAGUUCAUAUAUAACGUUAUCAACAAAUCCAUGCAUUCGGUACAGCUAGCUGGCUCGCUAACGUUAGGUAGCCCAAGACGUUAACGUUAACAGUAGCUGGACAGCUAACGUUAGCUAGUUGUCUCUAGAAUGACUGUUGUCCUCUGUAACAUAUCAAACUAGCUAACGAGCUCACUAGCAUAUAACAGUUAUCAAGUUGUCGCGCUGACUAUUUUCCCUGUCACGGUAGACUGUAGCCGGAGUAGCAAGCUUGCAUGGAAGCAUGCAUAGGCUUAACUAGCAGGAAGGCUCAGUAAUAUCCAGUUCCCCCACGCGAAAAUCAACGUGACACGAUUCACGUCAUUAUUUAAUAUAAUUUUCCACAAUCUUAAAUAUGAGAACAAAACGUCAUUUUUAUCAGCAUAUUUAAUUUAGAAAAUGGCAGCAAGCGGCUUUACAGAUCUAAGGGAGAAACUGAAGUCUAUGACUCCACACAGAGACAAUUACAAAAACAAAAAUUCAGACCACAGCAAUGGAAGCAAGCGCAAAUACCACGAUUCAGAGGAAGACUUCAGUGACCCUGAAGAGCAGCGGGAGGUGGAGGCCCGUAAAGUCAAGAGCGGAAUCACACAAGUGAGCAUUUUUAGCACAGAGGAGUGCUCCGUUAUAGAGGCAAAGAUUGACGAGAUCGUUUCCAACGGAGAGAAGGGUCUGUACAGAGAACACACUGUGGACAGGGCACCUCUUCGGAAUAAGUAUUUUUUCGGAGAGGGUUACACCUACGGUUCUCAAUUGGAAAAGAGGGGGCCGGGACAGGAGCGUCUGUACUCCAAAGGGGAGGUGGACGACAUCCCAAAUUGGGUGCACGAGCUGGUCAUAAAGAAACUAGUUGCCAGUCGCGUGAUACCUGAAGACUUUGUCAACAGCGCUGUCAUUAACGACUACCAGCCGGGAGGAUGCAUAGUCUCCCAUGUGGAUCCCAUUCACAUUUUCGAGAGGCCCAUCGUCUCAGUUUCGUUCUUCAGCGAUUCGGCGCUGUGCUUUGGCUGCAAGUUUCAGUUCAAGCCCAUCAGAGUGUCGGAGCCGGUUUUGUUCCUCCCUGUUAGGCGCGGGAGUGUCACAGUUCUCAGUGGUUAUGCCGCAGAUGAGAUUACCCACUGUAUUCGACCACAGGAUAUCAAGGAAAGAAGAGCUGUUAUCAUACUAAGAAAAACACGACCUGAUGCACCACGACUGGAGACAAAUUCACCCAGCAAUGCAGUCCUUCCUGCCUCCAUUCCUGACAGACACCUAUUGAAAGCAAAGCGGUCUCAUCGAAAGGCAGAUCCUGAUGCAGCACAUAGGCCUCGCAUCCUGGAGAUGGACAAAGAGGAGAACCGCCGCUCUGCCGUCUUCCCCCGGCACCGCCGCAGGAGCGGCUCCAGCGCCGAGAACUUCUGGAGGAGGUCCCAUGAGUCCGCCAGGAGCUACGACCAUCCCGACGACAGCGCAAACUCCGCUCGAAAAGUGAAGAUGAGACGCCACUGAGGGGGAACUGUCUGCCCAGGACACCAAAGGCCCACAUGGAGACGUGUCCAAAAAAAAAAAAAAAUCCUUUGUUUGCAUGCAGGUUUAGAGGUAGAUGGGUCAUAUGUCAGCAAUCAAGUGGGCCAGUAAUUUGAAUUUGUUUGGGGGUGUGGAGGGGGUUAACAAUCUGAGGAAUGUGAAUAAAGCAUUUAUUUAGUUCUUUACCUUACAGUGGCCAGUAAUGUUCGAAUUCAGUAACUUUGAAUCCAAAUAUCACCAAUUGAUGUGAGUAGUCCCUUGUCAAAGCAGUCUCCGGUGCACAGUUGUUAAUUCCCACAAGAGGGGAGGCCCAUCAUCAGUUAUCCAGAAGCCUUUAUUCUCUUAAUGAUAUCAAAUGAGAUUAAGUAGU